Molecule: messenger RNA, 1831 nt
Organism: Dromaius novaehollandiae (emu)
Lineage: Eukaryota; Metazoa; Chordata; Aves; Casuariiformes; Dromaiidae
Gene: HOXA4
Product: homeobox A4
Exons: 2
Coding region: 77-1000 (307 amino acids)
Biological process (GO): embryonic skeletal system morphogenesis; positive regulation of transcription by RNA polymerase II; anterior/posterior pattern specification
Cellular component (GO): nucleoplasm
Molecular function (GO): DNA-binding transcription factor activity, RNA polymerase II-specific; RNA polymerase II cis-regulatory region sequence-specific DNA binding
Source: RefSeq, a predicted model, not a curated record
GGAAGGGGAGGGGCCUCGCCGAGCCCAGAAAAACGACAACGCGAGAAAAAUUAGUAUUUUUGCACUUCACAAAUUAAUGACCAUGAGUUCGUUUUUGAUAAACUCCAACUACAUCGAGCCCAAAUUCCCUCCCUGCGAGGAGUACACGCAGCACAGCGGCAGCGCCGCCAGCUCCGCCAGCUACCACCCGCACCACGCGCACCCGCACCCGCACGCCCCGCCGCCGCCGCCGCCGCCGCCGCCGCCGCACCUGCACGCCGCGCACCCGGGCCCGCCGCUGCCCGAGUACUUUCCGCGGCCGCGCCGCGAGCCCGGCUACCAGGCGCCCGCCGCGCCGCCGGGGCCGCCGCCGCCCGAGGCGCUCUACCCCGCGCCGGCUCCCUCCUACCCCCAGGCGCCCUACAGCUACAGCGGCGCCGGCAGCGCCGCGCCGGGCCCCGAGCAGCCGCCGCCGGGCGCCUCGCCGCCGCCGCCGCCCGCCAAGGGCCACCCCGGGCCGGCGCAGCCGCUGCUGCCGGGCCACGCGCUGCAGCGGCGCUGCGAGGCGGCCCCCGCCGCCGGCGCCGGCACCGGGCCCGGCUGCGCGCUGCUGCCCGACAAGAGCCUGCCCGGGCUCAAGGGCAAGGAGCCCGUGGUCUACCCCUGGAUGAAGAAGAUCCACGUGAGCACGGUCAAUCCCAACUACAACGGAGGGGAGCCCAAGAGGUCUCGCACUGCCUACACCAGACAGCAGGUCCUGGAGCUGGAGAAGGAGUUUCACUUUAACCGGUACCUGACCAGGAGGCGACGCAUCGAGAUCGCGCACACCCUCUGCCUCUCCGAGCGCCAGGUCAAGAUCUGGUUUCAGAACAGGCGCAUGAAAUGGAAGAAAGACCAUAAACUGCCCAACACCAAGAUGCGCUCCUCAAACCAGUCCACACAGAGCCAGCAAUCCAAAGCACAGACACAGGGCCACCCCCAUCCCCUCGAUGGGGCUACACCCAACGCAGCCGCGCUAUAAAUAUUACGGUUUUUUAAAUACAUAUAUAUAUAUACACACACCUAUCUUUUGGGCUUUUCCAGCUGCCCGUGCUGCUGGCUGGCCAUUUGGACCAAAUAACUGUGUAAAACAAAAGAGAGCAGAAGCAGAGAAGGAAGAAGAGACGUGCCCAAGAACGGGUACAUGUUUAAACCAAAACCCGGACGAUUGCCUACAUUGUAUAUAGAUAAUGGUUCCAUGCCCAUCAUUUUUUUUCUAUUUAUGGAAACACUCUCUUGCCCUCGGUGUAAGAGAGUGCUGGAUACUGUCACGGACGAAUUCUCUGUACCUAAGAAGGACUCCUUUUUUUGUUUUUUUGUAGAGAACACUUAAAAAAUAAAAGACGGUUAAAACAAAGCAAAGACCUCGUGAAACACUUGUGUAAGGCAUUGACUUGAAUAGCGCUGUUCCGUGGCGUGUUCGUGGAUUCUCGGGGGUGUGUGUGAGGGUGCACACCCACGUUUGCACACACACAAACACACCGAAGAGAGCGAACGCAUUCACAGGCGGUCAAAACGAAAACUGCCCCCCUUACACUGUCUAAAAGAAAAUGUUUUAUGUAUCAAAGGUAACUUAACUGGUUUUAGGUGUAGCCCCUGCAGUAGCUGUGAUAUAUUAGUUUUUCUCCACAUUCCCUAUCGCAUUUAUUUAAAAAAAUAUUGCUAUAAAGGCUCUUGCUGUUUUCAUAUUUGGCACCGUCUAAAUCGUUUGGGUCCAUGUACAAUUUGUGGAUUUUUGGUGUAAUGUAUACAGUGCCAAAUGCUGGUAAUAAAGAUUAUUCUGUACAAAAGAAUUAAACGCUUGAAACACAAA